AUGGCCUUCUCGGAGGAGGGCAGCUGGAGCGUGUCCUUCGCCGGCGCUGGCUUCCUGGGUCUCUACCAUGUGGGGGUGUCCCACUGCCUGCUCCAGCGCGCCCCGCGCCUCCUCCAGGGCGCCCGCCGCAUCUACGGCUCCUCGUCUGGGGCACUCAACGCCAUCAGCAUCAUCAGCGGCAAGUCGCUCGACUACUGCUGCUCCAACCUCCUGGGCAUGGUGAAGCAGGUGGAGGGGCUGAGCCUGGGCAUCCUGCACCCAGCCUACAUGCCCAUCGAGCACAUCAAACAUCAACUUCAAGACUCUCUGCCCGACGACAUUCACAUCCUGGCCUCCCAGAGGCUGGGCAUCUCGAUGACCCACUGGCCUGAUGGCCGCAAUGUCAUAGUCACUGACUUUGCCACUCGCGAUGAGCUCAUCCAGGUCUUGCUCUGCACCUUAUAUUUUCCUUUCUACUGUGGAACGAUUCCCCCUGAGUUCAGAGGGGAGCGCUACAUCGACGGGGCUCUGAGCAACAACUUGCCGUUUGCGGACUGCCCCUCCACCAUCACUGUGUCACCUUUCCAUGGGACAGUAGACAUCUGCCCCCAGAGCACCUCACCCAGCCUGCAUGAGCUGAAUGCCUUCAAUGCCAGCUUCCAAAUCUCCACCAUGAACUUCUUCCUGGGGUUCAUUUCCCUCAUACCCCCCAGUCCUGAGUUGGUGGCUGACAAGUGCAGACAAGGCUACCUGGAUGCCCUGCGGUUCCUGGAGAGACGUGGACUCACCAAGGAACCAGUGCUGUGGACAUUUGUGUAUAAGGAGCCCCCGGCCCCAGUGGAUGGGACCCAAGAUGUGGGCCGUGACCACGGCCAGAAGGCGGGUCUGUCACUCAACUGGAAAGUGCCCAACGUGCAGGUCAAGGAUGUGCCGGACUUUGAGCAGCUAUCGCCAGAGCUGGAGGCUGCACUGAAGAAAGCUUGUAUGAGGGACCCCAGCCCCUGGGCCCGCUUUUGGCGCUCAGGGCCAGGACAGGUGCUGACAUACCUGCUGCUACCCUGCACACUGCCCUUUGAGUAUAUCUACUUCCGGAGCAGACGGCUGGCGGAGUGGCUGCCCGACAUGCCCACGGACCUGUGCUGGAUGCAGGGCCUGCUGUGGACUGUGACCCACGAGUUCUACUCCAGGACGAAGGCACAGCUACUUGAGCUGGUCAGCCCGCCUGUCACCAGCACCCUGGACACAGGCACCCUACAGCCUGGGGCAGCUACUCAUAGCACCCCAUUGUGA
Otolemur garnettii (small-eared galago) is the source of this 1269-nucleotide messenger RNA. It is a transcript of the gene PNPLA5, whose product is annotated as patatin like phospholipase domain containing 5. Gene Ontology annotation, cellular component: membrane; cytoplasm; lipid droplet. Gene Ontology annotation, molecular function: triacylglycerol lipase activity. Gene Ontology annotation, biological process: lipid homeostasis; triglyceride catabolic process. The transcript has 9 exons. Lineage: Eukaryota; Metazoa; Chordata; Mammalia; Primates; Galagidae. The record is from RefSeq and is a predicted model, not a curated record. Bases 1 to 1269 code for a protein of 422 amino acids.